Messenger RNA from Ictidomys tridecemlineatus (thirteen-lined ground squirrel), 697 nucleotides. Its product is annotated as cathelicidin antimicrobial peptide. NCBI's taxonomy places the organism in Eukaryota, Metazoa, Chordata, Mammalia, Rodentia, Sciuridae. Gene Ontology annotation, cellular component: extracellular region. The record is from RefSeq and is a predicted model, not a curated record. Gene Ontology annotation, biological process: innate immune response; defense response to Gram-positive bacterium; antimicrobial humoral immune response mediated by antimicrobial peptide. Gene Ontology annotation, molecular function: lipopolysaccharide binding.
CCAGGCCCUGGCGGCCAGCCCAAGAUGGGGCUGGGUCAGGAGGGCUUGUGGUUGGGUCUUUGCAUCAGGCUCAGGCUGAGCAUAAAGGAGGCUCCUGUGGGUUGGAGGAAGCAGUCUUGGAAACCAUGCGGACCCAGAGAGAAGGCCCUUUUCUGGAGUGGCGGUCACUGUUGCUGCUGCUGCUGGGCCUGAUGAUGCCUUUAGCCAUAGCCCAGACCCUCAGCUACCAGGAGGCUGUGCUCCGUGCUGUGGAUGGCUUCAACCAGCAGUCCUCAGAUGCCAACCUCUACCGCCUCCUGAGCCUGGAUUCCCAGUCCCGGGGGGAUGAGGACCCAGAUACCCCAAAGCCUGUGAGCUUCACAGUGAAGGAGACAGUAUGUCCCAAGACGACUCAGCAGACCUUGGAGCAGUGUGACUUCAAAGAGGAUGGGCUGGUGAAGCGAUGUGUGGGAACAGUCACCCUGGACCCGGCCAGGGACUCUUUUGACAUCAACUGUGACGGGCCCCAGCAUUUCAAGAAAAUUGCCCGGCUAGGUGGGCUCCUGCAAAAAGGUGGAGAGAAGAUUGGUGAAAAACUCGAGAACAUUGGCAGGAAAAUCAAGGAUUUCUUUCAAGGUCUUGUGCCCAGGUUACGGUCCUAGAGUUUGUCCCGCCUUGCCUGCCUCUGGACUCUGAAAAAUAAACUGUGUGAAAGCAA